Epinephelus lanceolatus (giant grouper) is the source of this 1809-nucleotide messenger RNA. Lineage: Eukaryota; Metazoa; Chordata; Actinopteri; Perciformes; Serranidae. The record is from RefSeq and is a predicted model, not a curated record.
CUAUUGUUAUUUUGUUUUGUCUCUUGACUUCCUGGAAGACCCAGAAAACACCAAACACUGAGAGUCACUGCAGUGGAGCUUUGCUUGUGCAAAUGUCUUUUGAUUACUGUGAAGUCAUCUUUAGCACAAAAGCAAAAUAACAAUCAUAAACUGACAAGACACACGCUGCUGGUUUAAUGCAUUUUAUUUACUACAUGUUUGUUGUGAUCUUAUUGUGACCUCAGUAUGUUUGAAGGAUCUGCAAAAAACAGAUAAACGAUUCACUUCAGAUAAAUACUGUUUAAGUGUGUCUGGUUGCACAAACUGUUGCUGCAUGAUCAUAAACUGCAAUUUACAGUCUAUUAGCACAGCACAUUGUUUCUGAAAACAAAAACCACUCAAACCGCACAAAACUGGAAUAGUUAUGGAUUAAUAGAGCCUAUUUUUAUCAUUGCAAAGAUAAGCAGUUGGGUUGACAAAUCUCUGCAUCACAGCUGUUUACCACCACAUGCUGUAUUCCACAUCAUGUUUCCCUCUGCACAUUUAACCCACAGACAAGCCUCAGUAGCGUAACACAGUGCUAACUGGCCUUCAAGCUACUGAUCCUAAAUUUCAUCAGGCAUCCAGCAUCCCCGGGCAUUCCUGAGCAGUUUUUGCAGUGUGACAUGAUGCAUUGUGUGCCAUAGACAAGUGCUGUUGUGAGGGGAUGUACUUGGUCUGCAACAAUAUUUAGGUGGGUGGUGCGUGUCAAGUCACAUCCACAUAAAUGCCAGGACCCAAAGUUUCCCAGCAGAACAUGACACUAACAUAAUGAUGACAUUUGGGUAACAGCACUUCACACUACACAUGAAAGUGGUGCACAAGACAUCUGUGCGACUUGCUGGCUGUUACAUUUGAACACAUGAGGGCAGUAUAAGUGUGUUGGAUCACAGCUUCAGUCUGAUUUAUUCCACACUCAGUGCAGAAUAAGCAGUGGGUGUUGUUAUCACAUUAUAAGGCAUCAAAAGCUAAUCAAGCCCACAUUAUGGGCGCAGGUAGUUUUAAUCUGUGCAUAAUGAAAAGGAAGUGACUUUCUGUAAAUUUCACACCAAAUGAAAGCUGCAAAACAAAAAAAUCAUCACUAUGCAGCUGACAGCCCCGACAGAUCUGAAUCAACAGAAAGAAGAAAAACACAUUAUCCAUCUAUUACAUGUCUUUAAGCCACUUUAUACUGUUGUCUCUUUCCUGUUUUGUCUUUACAGAUACCUGCAGCUUCUGCAGGGAAAAACAAUGUACCCCUGCCUGGUGGAUGCAGAGGGACAUGUGAUCGCAUUCGCCCCUAUUACCAACAGUAAGAAAACCAAGAUCAAGAAGACAACCAAAGAGUUGUUCUUGGAGGUGACGAGUGCAGCCAGCCUGCAGACCUGUAAAGAUGUUAUGGACGCUCUUAUUGUUAAAAUGGCAGAGUUGAACAAGUUCACAGCAGAGCAUCGGGAGGAGGCGGGGUCAGACGGGAAGGGGAUGGCCCACAAGAGCCUGCUGCCAGCGGCGAGACCUCCAGCGAACUGAUCGUCCAGCAAUUUUUGUACUGGAAUUACAACUUCUGGGUCCAUCAAGUGAUGCCCUCCGGCCCCAAAAGAUUUUUUCCCCAUAAAUUUACAUUGUGAAAGAGACAUCUGAAAAUUAGCGGAUUUAUUUCAACUUGUAUGUAACUUGUAAGCUGUAUGGGCCAAACUAUUCCAUAUUAAUACUCUGGUAUAUUUCUGUAUCCGGAAUAGGAUUCUGCAGCUAUGUUUGACAUUUCUUUAGCCAAUGAACAAACCGACAAAUGUAUUAAAUCAAAUGCAUGUU